Messenger RNA from Pochonia chlamydosporia 170, 321 nucleotides. RefSeq lists its product as hypothetical. NCBI's taxonomy places the organism in Eukaryota, Fungi, Ascomycota, Sordariomycetes, Hypocreales, Clavicipitaceae. The transcript has a single exon. Bases 1 to 321 code for a protein of 106 amino acids. The record is from RefSeq and is a predicted model, not a curated record.
AUGUGGAUAUGGCUGUUGUUAGAGCCACGGCGCAUAGGUUUAUUGCUUCGACAUUUGUGCAUAGCUGUUGCUAUGAUGCCUUGCUUCGCCGAUGCCCCUGAAAUUAGUCUGUUGUGUGUACGAUGGACCGGACCAAUGACCAUGUACUUCAAAGCUUUGAUAGCCACUUUAAUGCUAUACACUUCUAAUGCUGCAUCCGUUGUAUCCCCUUGUUCCGUGAUGCUCUGCUGCCAGUCAGCAGCCAACCGACAGCAAGAUACGAAGCCGGAUCAGAAUUUGGCGCCAGUAGAAGCCUUUGUCUUUUACACCGAUGUGGAGUGA